GCACAUAUUGCAACGACAACAACCAAGCAACCAACAACCAAAGACACCGCCGACGCCAAAAGAUCAUAACCCUGCACGCAACAACAAAAACAAAAUACACGGGUGGCAGUGCUGGUGAUAAUAAUACCACCGUGCACAGUGUUAAUUAUAAUGUUUUAAAUAGAAAUGGCAAAGAUGUGAAUUAUAAUUACAAGUUAAUGGCACAUGGUGGCGAGCUGCGUAAAAGUGAGAAUCGUUAUUUUUGCGGUAGUGACAGUAAUUUUAAUCAUAGUGCCACAGCAGCAAUUAAACCGAAUAUAACAAGAACGACAACAACAACAACAACAACAGCGACGUCAUCAUCUGAUGAAAUAGAUGCUAGCAGAAUGAUUAAAACUCAACCACGUCUUACCAGUCCUUUGCUUGUGCGAAAAACUUUAAGCAACAACAGUAGCAGAUCACCUACGCGCUCUACAACCAAUACAAUUGCUAACACAUACCAUUACAGCUAUGGUAAUAAUAAUAAUAAUAGCAUUGGUGGUGGUGGUGGUGGUGGUCGUAGUGGUAGCAGCGUUGGAGACAACUUUGACAAGUUCAACGUAAAUGGCAAUAUCAACCAAAACAGCAAUAACAACUAUGCUUAUAAUAAUAAUAAUAAUAAUAAUACCCAUGCACAUUACAACAACAAUAGUGAGAUACAACGUAAAACAUCGACUCGUUAUGAUUUUGAGGAUUUGUUACGUGAACGACGUGAGAAGGUUUUCACCGAAUACCGAGCGACAACACAUGAUGUGUCAUUAUCGCCUGUGCCGCCGCCAAGACGUUUUGCCAACGGCUCGAUACAAUUGCCUUCGACGUUGCCAACAUCCACAUCACGUCGUCCGCGGUCGCCUCAAUUGUCUGCUCGCAGUCAAAGUCAAUCUAGAAAUUAUAAUUAUGAUUUUGAAUUUAAUUUGAAUUUAGACGAUGUGGAUGGUAAGCUAUGGACGCAACGUUCCCGCACACUUGAACGUUCUCCACAACGACCGUUACAAAAAUUAAAGCAACAGCAACAACAACAAUAUCAACAACAACAUCAGCAGCUAUAUGAAACGCGCGACAUUCCAUUAACGUCAACAUAUGUGGAACAUAAUUAUCACACAAUUAGCUCAUCAUCGCCAACUAAUGCCACUACAAUGAAGAGCAACAAUAACAAUAACAAUAUUAACCACAUUAGCAGAGAAAAUGCAAUGUUUGACAUCUAUGCAACGCCUUAUGAUAAACGUAAACGUGUAAUGGAGCCUUUAGAGGCUUUAGCGGCAGCAACAGCAACGGCGGCGGGAACGUCAGCGUCAACGCUGCGCGCUAAACGUUCAGACUAUUCAGCCACUUAUGGCAAUGAUCACUUGUAUGGUCAUGAGCAGCAUAGCAAUAUUGGUCAAAUGACGGAUAGAGCAUCGUCACCUAUUUAUGCUACAAGCACUAAAAAGGUAAACGCAGCAGCCUUAAGCACAUUACCUAGUUCGGUAACAUUUGCAAAUUCUGUUGGUGGCAAUGGCGGUGGCAGCGCUAAUAGUAGCACUAGUAGUAAUAAUGUUGCUUCAGCUUUAACAAUUACGGAUUAUCCAACAACAACAACAACAACAACAUCAACAAUGAUACGUCCAGAAACACCAGCAUUUCCUGUUACGCCGCGCACGCCAUACGCUCCAAAAGCUAAUGGUUAUCCGCAACGUACGCAGCAGCAUACGCUGACUGAGUUGCACAACUAUUCUGCGGAAACUAUCUAUGGCAACAAUUAUAGACCGCGUUUAAAUUCCACAAUAUCAAUGGCUAAUAGUGAACCUCAAGAGGUGGCAGCGCAUUUAGUGAAAUUUGCCAAAGAUUCCUCGAAAUUCUGGUACAAACCAAAUUUGUCCCGCGAAGAAGCAAUUUCUUUACUAGUAAAUGCUUCACCCGGCACAUUUGUGGUGCGCGAUUCAACGACAUAUAAAAAUGCUUAUGGUUUAGUGUUACGUGUUGCCCAACCACCGCCCGGCACCACAUCAACCGGAAAACCAGAUGAAUUGGUACGACAUUUUCUUAUAGAGCCAACCACACGAGGUGUACGUUUAAAAGGUUGCGCCAAUGAACCGGUAUUUACAUCACUCUCAGCCUUAGUCUACGAGCAUUCCACUAAUCAAUUGGCCUUACCCUGCCUAUUGAAUAUACCAGAUCGAGAUUUAGUACCGCCACUAAUAGAACCAACGGCCGCCCAGAAACAAUUAAUGACGCAAGGAGCCGCUUGCAAUGUUCUAUGGUUGUUCUCAUGCGAUACUGAAUCGCUUACCGGCGAGGAGGCUAUACGAAAAGCUAUACGACAAAUGUAUGCGCAAACGCAAUCACCCGCACCCACUGAAGUGCAUUUUAAAGUCACUCAGCAAGGUAUUACCCUAACGGAUAAUACGCGUAAGAAAUUCUUUCGUAAACAUUAUACAGCCGAGACUAUAUCUUAUUGUGCCAUUGAUCCGGAUCAUCGCUUAUGGACCAUGCAAGAGCAUGGCAACGAUAAUACAACCGUUUUAGGAGCUUUAAAGAAAACAAUAUUUGCCUUUGUGGCCAGAUGUUCGCCCAGUUCAAAGGAUAAUCAAUGUCAUGUAUUUUGCGAUUUGGCCAUAAAUCAACCGGCAUCAGCUAUCGUAUCCUUUGUUAAUAAAACUUUACCCACGGAGAAACAAAAGAAUUAUGUUCUCUGAAAUAACGAGAUUAGUAUGAGCGACAACCUAGCGAAAUACACGAUGGUGAAAACGAAACGCAAACAUGUAACAUUUAAUUUGUAAACAAUAACCAGUCACGAUAUAUUAUUUCAUAUAUAUAUGUAUAUACGUAUAUGUAUACAUUCAGAUUGUCCUAUAUAUAUAUAUAUAUAUAUAUAUAUGCAUGCAUAUAUGUAUGCUACUAUGACCAAAACCAGAGAUCAGUCCAAUUUUUUUCUUUUUUAAAUCUAUUUUGUCCCCUUGAGCCUAGUAAUUUUCAAACUCAGAUAAUAUUCCUUGGUCCUUGGAUGCACCAUCCAUAGCGCACGAAGAAACCAUCGUUAAUAUCGCCUUGAUGUUUUAAGGCCCGGACUUUGGCCCGAUUUUUUUAGUCUUGACUCAUCUUUUACACGAUACACGCUCGCUUUGCCGGCUGUUUCCGGUUCGUGUCGCGUAAUUCGCUUUUUCUGACCGAUUGAUUGCUAGAAAUCAUCUUCUGACGCCUAUUAUAAUAACU
Molecule: messenger RNA, 3210 nt
Organism: Glossina fuscipes
Lineage: Eukaryota; Metazoa; Arthropoda; Insecta; Diptera; Glossinidae
Product: tensin-1-like
Exons: 2
Coding region: 198-2693 (831 amino acids)
Molecular function (GO): protein binding
Source: RefSeq, a predicted model, not a curated record